Mya arenaria is the source of this 1014-nucleotide messenger RNA. Its product is annotated as leucine-rich repeat protein soc-2 homolog. The transcript has a single exon. The coding region runs from base 1 to 1014 and encodes 337 amino acids. Gene Ontology annotation, cellular component: plasma membrane. The record is from RefSeq and is a predicted model, not a curated record. Gene Ontology annotation, molecular function: protein binding. NCBI's taxonomy places the organism in Eukaryota, Metazoa, Mollusca, Bivalvia, Myida, Myidae.
AUGGAUGGGAAUAACUUUUCGGUUUUACCACAAGCGCUUGAAAAUCUUGUUAACCUGACUUACCUAGAUAUUGAUCCUAACCCUUUGACAGCAUUAGAUUCUGGAGUCAUGAGUGUAAUUGGGAGAACUCUCCAAACACUCCUUGUCGAUUUAUCUCAUUUCACCGCCUGGCCUCAUGAGUUGCGUUUGCUAAGAGCAAUUAAUAGUCUGACCUUAAGCAAAAUAACAUUUCCUAGACUGAGCGCAGACGCGUUCCAUGGCAUGGAAUCAACUUUGCAUACCUUAUCAAUAACGUAUUCUCACUUGGAGAGGAUGCCUAUUGCUAUUUGUCAUCUUCAGAACUUACAAAGUUUGACGUUUAGCAGUAAUGAUUAUCUGGAUUUAAAUACAACGGUUUUUGAACCGUGUAACAGACGAUUUAAUUCCGUUACAUCACUUAAUUUAGCUGGAAAUAAAUUAAGGAAUUUCCCAGUUGUCUUUCACACAUUUCCGGAAAUAACAUCCUUGAAUCUUGAUUCAAAUCAACUUCGAUAUAUCAAUGCUGACCUCAUACCAGCAAACAACCGGGUGCAGUCUCUGUCACUGAAUUACAAUAAUUUCAGCAGAAUACCUAACGUUGUCAACAAGUUACAUUCGUUAACAACUCUUCAAAUGUCAUAUAACCAUAUCGGUGCUAUUUAUGAUAUAGACUUACACAACCUCAAGGCCUUAACUUAUCUCUACCUAACUAACAAUGGUCUGGAAUUUAUUUCCUCGCAUGCCUUCAGAAACAAUCCCAAUUUGUACUAUGUACAGCUUCAAUAUAACCUUCUCCGUACAAUAUCUAGUUCCUUCACGACCUUGCACUCACUCGGGUAUUUUUACCUCCAGAAUAAUCAAAUCGAAUGUACAUGUGACCUGUCUCACUUGAAGUCCUGGAAUGUCGCCAGUAUUAACUCAUUUACUGGAAAUUGUGAUUCAAGUACUGAAACUUUAAAGCAGUUUUUAGUAAAUGCGCUUCCCGGUUGCCCAUAG